CUAGAACUGGCUCAAGGUCUCAGCUGAGCAGGAGUGGAUUUUCUAUCUUCAAUUGUGGAAAUAUACCAUAUACAUCAACAUCAGUAGUCAGUUCUGACCAGGGCAAUGGCUGGGACCAAAUUCGUGUUUCGUGAACGAAUACUUCCUUUGUCAAAUACCCUUGAAAACUCGCACGUUGUUUGUUCUACAAACCCCUCGUCCUUUGUUAUCCUCAUAUCAAACCCUCUCCCUUCUAGGAACCGGAGUAAAUAAAAAAGCACUUAGACAGUUUAGGUACUGACUCCGAGCUGUGCUGUUGUUGCCACCCAAAUCCACUGCCACAAUCCCCUACUUGCAGACGGAUUCCACGCACUCUAGCAGCUCAGCCGCAGCUCCUUUUUGUCCCAGCCAAGAGAGCAUUUCAGCUACUGUCCAAAAAGUAGCUAUGGGAUUGGCUAUUUAUGUUGUGAAAUGAAUAUAUUUCUUCCUGUCAGCCGGUAUAGAAUAACAUCACAUUGGGGGAAGUAACCAAAAAUGGACAUACCAAGAUCCUUUCCGGCUAUAUCGAAAGCGGACCCAUGAACCGGCUCGAACAUGGAUGGGUUCUCGCGCGUGGGAUCAAGGUUACUCGUGGGAGCGAUGCCAAUUGAUCCUGCAAGAGCUGAUGCAAGAUCGGACAGGAUACCGGCGUGCUAGGGGGCGUGGGGGGUAGAGGAUUAGGCAUGUCAAACUUCACAUCAAAUAAUGAAAAACCACGCACCCAGCUCGGGACCCUACGAGUCCAUCUCUUCCCGCUUAAAAGAAAGGGGAAGGUAAACCGACAUACCAAAUUGGUCGGAACAAUGGUAUCCAAACUCUCAGGAGUCAGCACCACUCUCGCCGUCAUGGCGUCCACCAGCAUCUUAUCACACGUCACAUCGGGAAAUUGCGCUGCGACCUCCGCCGCCGCAAUUUCAUCCCACACCACCAACCCAUUUCUCUGCGCGUUGCUCUUCGUGGCGACAGUGAUGUGCUUCUUCGCCCGACUCCGCGCAGCCUCAAAUGCAAAUUUCAUGAUCCGUUCCACGCCAUGGCGGGUAAAGAUGGAUAUAUCCGUGGCUACCUCCCACGGCUUGCCGGCGUAGCUGCGCCCACCGUGACCCGCAUACUCCCCUUCAGAGUUCUCACGGACGAUCACCCAGUCGAGAUGGAGCGGCGAUUGGAUGCCGUGAAAGACCCUGGUUGGCAUAUUGCUAGUCGAAGACCUUAGAGGGAGAUAUGAUCUGGUACGUCUGGAGUGUUCACAAACGAGAACCAGAGGAAGGUAGAAGAUGAAAUGGGAGAGAUAUCUGCCGUGUUUCUUGUAAUACGCACUGCUCCACUCAAAGUUCUCGAAGGCCAGUUCAAAAGUAUCCAAGCCACGCGGUUAGUUUCUUCAGCACUUUGAUAGUUACCAGCUUCUAUCACCUCAGGCCCAAUGCCGUCCCCACGUAUAGCUGCUAUUUUGUAACACGGGAGCGCGGCGCCAUCAUUCGCUGGUUUUGAGGAAGACAUGGUUUCUCAUUUUUUUGCCUCUCUUCUUCUCCUCUGUUUAUUCGGUGAUAGGUAGAUGGUUAUAAUCACCAGCUUGUACACCUUGCCGGGGACCAAUGCUGCAGAGAACAACGCGGCAGUCGGACAUCCAGGAGGAUAAGGAAAAAAAUGCUUCGGGUGUAUUUAGGAUGCGUCUAUUCCAUCUUCAUAGCGAUCGAUCCCGGCUGUAUCAAGCAGGGAAGCCCCCGGUUGAAUAGCCGAGAGCGGAGAUUUGCUGCCAACCGCAUCCAUCAUUCUCAGGAUUUCACAUAUCUGAAAGUUACUCUGUAAGCUGCCGGUCCACUGACCGAAACGAAACAUCUUUAUAUAUAUCUGGUCCACUAUACUAUAUUGUGUGAAAAAGCGACUUUGGCUAUGACGAAGAGUAGAACAUUACUCUCAGACAUCUAGUCAUUUAACUAUUCACAGCUGAUCUUAUAUAGAUAUUUAAAAAGGCCGAGACCAGGAGGAGAGCGCCUUGUCUCUCCCCAUCUUCCACUAAAUAAUAAAGCUUGAACAACUAUCCACCUAAACCAACCUGUCCUGCUGAGAACUUACCUGGCCCAUCCACCACCCAUGAAAAUAUCAUUUCAGUCCCCCCUCCCCCUGUGCUACCCCAUAUUCCCUCUUUAACACAGAAAAUCCACCGUUGAAAUCAGCACUCAAGCCAUCACAUGAUCGCAAUGGUGUUUGCUAUCCGGGCCUUCACACGGGCCUCAAAGAAAAGAGCAGGAUGCCGAUGACGUGAGCGGGUGAUUUGCAGGUCAGCAGUCGGCUCGGUAUGUUUCUGAAAAUCUUGAAACCGCUCCACCCAGCGGCGAACAGGCUGCCAAGGGGGGCAAGUGGGGGAGGGGGGAGGGUUUUAUAUAUAGAAAAAUCUUUAAACGCAACUGAAUUUCAGCGCCGGCGUGAUUUCGUCUGCUGGAUGCAACAAAGGGCCCACCAACACCUUCCUCGGACGUCUACGCUUUUUUGUUGCUUGGCUUGGGAUUGAUGGCUGAGGUGUUGAGUAAUUCCUUAAACAUGCCUCGAUCCGUACCUAGAGCCGGAGCUGAAAUCCCGGAUAAUAAUCCUACGUCUUGCAAGGCGGGUAGAGGUUAGCUGUUGCUUAAAAACUUUUUUUUUUGGUUGUUAUAUUGAUAUUUAAUCCUCCCCUUCAAUCAUACUCUUCUGUCAGUUUCAUUUUCCAGUAUAUCAUCAUUCAGCAUCUCUCCCGUCUCUUUUGUGCUUGUCUUAUUCGUAUGACUUUCACUUCCCGCUUUAGUUAUUUAUAUAUUUGCAUUGAAUGGUAGAAAGAAAACAACAUUCCCCUCUCCUUACUGCUAUUACUUAGCCCUACGUCAAACCACCCGCACAAAACUUGGGCCGAAAGUGCCAACUCCGCAAGGGAAUAAAUAGGAAAUAUAUUGGGCCGAGAUAGGAAACAUCAUUAUCCGCCGAACCAUGCUAGCGAGAGACGAGGUCAGCGUCAACGAUGACGACUACCAUGACUACACUCGCCUCACCCUCAACUCGAGCAGCGGCGUUGGGGAAGAUAGGGGCUAUCUAACGACUCUCCCCCCGGAGAUCCUCCUCGAAAUUCUCCAAUAUGUUGGCGCCGACGAGCUCAGGGCCAACAACCUAGACAUGUUACUCAUAUGCAAAUACUGGCACAGCAUUGCAUCAACAGUCCUGAUGGAAGAUGUGAAACUCUCAGCGACCGGCUUGAAGAAAUUCCUCGCGCUGCAGCAGCUAGAAAUGACUGCACCUGGGAAUGAUAUACCGGACCAUGAAUCUCAAUAUCAACAUCAACACCAGGGAGUUACAAGUACACGAGCAGAAACGAAAUCAGAUUCGGAAUUAUCUCCCGUGAAUGAGUGCACUACGCCCACGCCAACGCAGACAACAAGCCUCUCCAUCCGCCUGACCGGUUACUCAGGAUGGUCUACUCUGAUCGACCCUGAGACGCAGCAGGCCAUCCCGGAACGAUUCAAGAUCCUCGCUGACUGGGUCGGAAGGACAAGGGCGGAUAUGACCCGUCUUUCCAGUUGGCUGGGCACACUGAAGACGUUGACCCGAUUCCGAUUCCAGGCCGAAGGAGAAUCAAACUCGCACGGCAUCGUGCAGGCGCAUCUGUUCGAGCACAUGAAGAGUUAUCUACACGCGGAUGCGGUUGCGCUUAUGUGCAGAAGUAUCCCGGCGGAUCGAUUGAGGGUUCUGGAGUUGGAUACAUGCGGAUCGGCGUUUAUGGAGGCGGGUGCGGAUUGUGCUGAGGGAAGACAUCCUUCGGAAAAUGAGCAUAUCUGCCCGCUUAUAGGGAGGUAUGUGCCGUACCUGCAGCGGUUGAGAGUGAGGAUGCAUAAGAUCUGCCCAGAGGUUUUUGGCGUUGGUAGUAAGAAUGAUAAUCAGUAUACGACGGCUCGGAAGGAUUUUGUGUUCCAUCUGAGCCUGUAUGACCCAUUGAAGAGGGUGAUGAGCGCAAAGUCUGCGAAGCUGUGUUCAGCUGGUACACAUUGCAGGAGGGAUGUGUUGAUAAACCAGAUGAUUGGAGGGGCGAAUAUGGCGGCGAGGCAGAUGCCUAAUCUUAAGGCCACGGUUUUGUAUCAUGUUUACCCGUUUGAUCUUGUGGCGAUGGAUUGUCGGACGGGCGAUACGGAGACGGUCGAUGGCCAGGUUGACUGGUUGGAUAAUGAGGAUUUGGUUUUUAGGGAUGGGAGGUAUCCUUCAACAACCGCUGGCACGUUCGUGACAGUCUGCGCGUUUUGACCUGUUAUAAAAAACAGAGACCAAUGCCUAAACCUUAGAUUAAAAUCUGAAAAAUCCGAAUUGAGACGGUUCUAAUAAAAAUGGGGCAAUGAUAACUCCGGGUGGCUUGUCAAAUCGUCCCGCAUCUGCCGUUGUAAGUAUCAUUUCCUGAUCCCAACGAAGGAAAGCAACCGGCAAACAAUGCUAGACAACUUGGGAUGAAGUUGAAUGAAUGGCUGCUGGAUGAGGUCUGAACAUUUAAGGCAGUCUCCAAGCGUUUCUUGAUCACUCAUCCCUGGGAAUUUCCCUUAUCGACAUGGCCCAUGAUGACGAGAUGCAAAGCACAUGUGGCAGCUAUCCGUAGCCAGAGAGAAGAGAGGGAGGGGACUCUCGAAACUAUUUUUCAUCUCAGACGAGAGUCCUAAACGACCGUGACGGUGAUAGGUUUGCUGUAUGCUGGGUUGUCCGACCCCCGAUUUGUCGAAGUACACCGCAAGAAAAUUUCUGGAGAGGCGCGCUCACGUGCUUGAAUAGUUA
Messenger RNA from Blastomyces gilchristii SLH14081, 4791 nucleotides. RefSeq lists its product as uncharacterized. The transcript has a single exon. Gene Ontology annotation, molecular function: protein binding. Bases 2974 to 4275 code for a protein of 433 amino acids. NCBI's taxonomy places the organism in Eukaryota, Fungi, Ascomycota, Eurotiomycetes, Onygenales, Ajellomycetaceae. The record is from RefSeq and is a predicted model, not a curated record.